GGCACGACUGCGCCCAGGUCGCGAGGCGCCCUUCGACCAGCAGCGCCCGGGGCGGGAGGGUAUAAAUGGAGCGGUGGCUGCUUCAGCCGCCUCUCUCCGCCCCGGGUCGCAGUCGCUAGUGCUGCGUUUGGGCUCAGCAAGCCUAAAGCAAAAAAGAGAAAAAGCUUAAAAAAAAUUUAAAAAAGCCUCAAAAAACCUUAAAAAAAAGAAAAGAAGAAAAGAAGAGAAAAAAAAGAAAAAGGAAGGAAAAGAAGAAAAAGAACGAGACAGCGACUUGUGCUGGGAGCCCGCGGGGAAGUGACUUUCACAGCUUCCGGCCUGCCUGUCCGUCGGCGUCUGUCUGUCCGUCCUGUGGUGAGCCGUCCCCCAGGCCCGGCCCGCCCCCGCACGCCUCCGCGCCGCGUGGCAGCCCCGCGCCCCGGCUGGCCGCACCACGUGUCCACGCUGCCCUUCGCCGGCACCCGCAAAGAUUUGGUUUCCCCCUUCCCGGGCCGCUGUAAUUGUAAACCGCCGGGAGCCCGGGGCCUAUAUUUAUCGCAAAACGCGUGUCCCCAAGGCCGCUGUGAGCGCAGCAUCUGGCUGUCUCUAGAAAAAAUUUUUGCCCCCUCUGCAAGGGGAUUCCCUACUUCAAUUUUUAUCUUUUAAGCUCCAAGCCAGGACAGCUGGAGAGUACAAACUCCAGGAGAGGGCCAUAUUGUUUUUGAGAGCCUUUUGUCUUGGGGCUUUUGCGGUCCGGUGUAAGUCGUCCCGCACUCCGGUCCCGCCUCGGAGCCUCCCUGCUCCAGCCUCUCCCAGCGUCGCUGGUGCCACCUGUGCGCUGCGGCGCGUGCCACAGCUCUUCGGAGCCCCUUUUGUCCUGCAGUAGGCCCUGCAAGAAGUCCUGGCGGGGCUCGGGGUAGUAGGGGGUGGGGAGAUGAACGCUGCGGCCAGCAGCUACCCCAUGGCCUCCUUAUACGUGGGCGAUCUGCACUCCGAUGUCACCGAAGCCAUGCUGUAUGAAAAGUUCAGCCCUGCGGGGCCUGUGCUGUCCAUCCGGGUCUGCCGCGAUAUGAUCACCCGCCGCUCUCUGGGUUAUGCCUACGUCAACUUCCAGCAGCCAGCUGACGCUGAGAGAGCCUUGGACACCAUGAACUUUGAUGUGAUUAAGGGGAAGCCAAUCCGGAUCAUGUGGUCUCAGAGGGACCCCUCUUUGAGGAAGUCUGGUGUGGGAAAUGUCUUCAUCAAGAACCUGGACAAGUCUAUAGACAACAAGGCACUGUAUGACACUUUCUCUGCCUUCGGAAACAUCCUGUCCUGUAAGGUGGUUUGUGAUGAGAAUGGCUCUAAGGGUUAUGCCUUUGUCCACUUCGAGACCCAAGAGGCUGCCGACAAGGCCAUCGAGAAGAUGAAUGGCAUGCUCCUCAAUGACCGCAAAGUGUUCGUGGGCAGAUUCAAGUCUCGCAAAGAGCGGGAAGCCGAGCUUGGAGCCAAGGCCAAGGAAUUCACCAAUGUUUAUAUCAAAAACUUUGGAGAAGAGGUGGAUGAUGAGAAUCUGAGGGAGCUAUUCAGCCAGUUUGGUAAGACCUUAAGUGUCAAGGUGAUGAGAGACUCCACUGGGAAGUCCAAAGGCUUUGGCUUUGUGAGCUAUGAGAAACACGAGGAUGCCAAUAAGGCUGUGGAAGAAAUGAAUGGAAAAGAAAUGAGUGGGAAAUCCAUAUUUGUAGGCCGUGCUCAGAAAAAAGUAGAACGUCAGGCGGAGUUAAAACGGAAAUUCGAGCAGCUGAAGCAGGAGAGGAUUAGUCGUUACCAGGGAGUGAAUCUCUACAUUAAGAACUUGGAUGACACCAUUGACGAUGAGAAGUUAAGGAAAGAGUUCUCACCCUUUGGAUCAAUCACCAGUGCAAAGGUGAUGCUAGAAGACGGGAGAAGCAAAGGGUUUGGCUUUGUCUGUUUCUCCUCUCCUGAAGAGGCAACCAAAGCGGUCACGGAGAUGAACGGACGCAUUGUGGGCUCCAAGCCUCUGUACGUCGCCCUGGCCCAGAGGAAGGAGGAGCGGAAGGCUCACCUGACUAACCAGUAUAUGCAGCGUGUGGCGGGAAUGAGAGCGCUCCCUGCCAACGCCAUCUUAAAUCAGUUCCAGCCUGCAGCUGGUGGCUACUUUGUGCCGGCAGUGCCGCAGGCCCAGGGAAGACCUCCAUAUUACACGCCUAAUCAAUUAGCGCAAAUGAGGCCUAAUCCACGCUGGCAGCAAGGCGGGAGACCUCAAGGCUUCCAAGGAAUGCCAAGUGCCCUGCGGCAAUCUGGGCCUCGUCCAGCUCUUCGGCAUCUGGCUCCAACUGGUAAUGCUCCGGCCUCUCGUGGCCUUCCUACUACCGCUCAGAGAGUCGGCGUCCCUACGGCUGUGCCAAACCUUGCACCUCGCGCUACAGUUGCUGCUGCUGCUCCCAGGGCUGUGGCUCCAUACAAGUAUGCCUCCAAUGUCCGCAGCCCUCACCCUGCCAUUCAGCCGCUGCAGGCCCCUCAGCCUGCAGUCCAUGUCCAGGGUCAAGAGCCCCUGACUGCCUCCAUGCUGGCUGCAGCGCCUCCCCAGGAGCAGAAGCAGAUGCUGGGGGAGCGUUUGUUCCCACUUAUUCAAACAAUGCAUUCAAACCUGGCUGGAAAAAUUACAGGGAUGCUGCUAGAAAUCGACAACUCUGAGCUGCUCCACAUGCUGGAGUCCCCCGAGUCCCUCCGUUCCAAGGUGGAUGAAGCUGUGGCAGUCCUGCAGGCUCAUCAUGCCAAGAAAGAAGCUGCCCAGAAGGAGUCAAAAGCCAAAUAACCCCUCACGGCAUUCAGCUGAGGUCUGAAGACUUCCUAGUUUGUCUGUGGACCUCCUUCAAGAACCAAGUUACAAAUUCAACAGGUCAUUUUGUAUCAAAGGUCAAUUAUGAAGCACCUAGAAUUUUUCAAUUAUAAGAAUAUAUUCUCUGGGUUCUGUUGUGGCCCAGAUGAUAACUUUUUUUUCUAUUAUGAGUUCUGUUUUUUUCCCCUCUCCCAGAAAUUGGUUUUGAUGUACCCAAGACUUAAGUUUCUCAAUAAAGGAAAUAAAAUCUCCAA
Rattus rattus (black rat) is the source of this 3075-nucleotide messenger RNA. It is a transcript of the gene Pabpc4, whose product is annotated as poly(A) binding protein cytoplasmic 4. Gene Ontology annotation, molecular function: poly(U) RNA binding; poly(A) binding; mRNA 3'-UTR binding. The coding region runs from base 914 to 2797 and encodes 627 amino acids. The record is from RefSeq and is a predicted model, not a curated record. The transcript has 15 exons. Lineage: Eukaryota; Metazoa; Chordata; Mammalia; Rodentia; Muridae. Gene Ontology annotation, cellular component: cytosol; nucleus; ribonucleoprotein complex.